AUCUCUGUCUUUCUCUCUCUUCCAGCCCUCCCCGGACUCCCACUAAGACUUUCUCUUCCCUGUUGGAGAGUAUCUCCACCCCCCACAUCCAACAGCCAUGGCAGAUGACGCGGACAUGCGCAAUGAGCUGUCAGACAUGCAGCAACGCGCCGACCAGCUGGCCGAUGAGUCACUGGAGAGCACCCGUCGUAUGCUGCAACUGGUGGAGGAGAGCAAAGAUGCCGGCAUCAGGACUUUAGUGAUGUUGGACGAGCAGGGAGAGCAACUGGAACGGAUCGAGGAGGGAAUGGACCAAAUCAAUAAGGACAUGAAGGAUGCAGAAAAGAAUUUGAACGAUCUAGGGAAAUUCUGUGGUCUUUGCUCCUGUCCAUGUAACAGUAGGAUGAAGAGUGGAGCCAGCAAGGCCUGGGGGAACAACCAGGAUGGGGUGGUGGCGAGCCAGCCGGCCCGUGUGGUGGACGAGCGCGAACAGAUGGCCAUCAGCGGAGGCUUUAUCCGCAGGGUAACAGACGAUGCCCGAGAAAAUGAAAUGGAUGAGAAUCUGGAGCAGGUCGGCGGCAUCAUCGGUAACUUGCGCCACAUGGCCCUAGACAUGGGCAACGAGAUCGACACCCAGAACCGCCAGAUCGACAGGAUCAUGGAGAAGGCUGAUUCCAACAAGACCAGGAUUGACGAGGCCAACCAGCGUGCCACAAAGAUGCUGGGCAGUGGCUAAAUGGCCAGUGCUGAGACCUCGACCGUCUCAGCGUUAUGCGCCGCACAUUGACGGGGCGCCGACAUGCUUUCAUCAUGGUAUUGACCUUCUAGGUUUGCACACAUGCACAUAUCACCCCCCCCCCCCCCCCAUUGUAAAUGUUGUUCUGUGUGUCGUCUGUCAAGCUUUUUAAAGAUUGUCCUCGUAAAAAGAUGAUUUCUUAUACUCUGUGUAUCAUUCUUCCCAAAGGUUGUAUAUAGUGCUGACUCGAUGGCUCUCUUGCUCACCCGUGAAGUUUUUAUUCUUAAAGUAUAUAUAUAUAUAUCAUAUAUUAUUGUAUAACAUAUCUAUAUAAUAUAUAUAUAUAAGUACACUGCUCUGGAUGACAAGUAUAUAAUAGGAAUGCUGUACACGCUUGUUUGCUUUCCUUCUACUUUCCUUUCAGUAUUGUCUUUGUAAAACUGUGUCAUUCCAUUUAGGCUACUGUCAUGCUCUUUAAUUUUUUCUGGUGUAGUCACGACAAAGCGAGCAGACGGGCACGGCGGUACAGUCGUGCGGUGUUGCUCCGAGUGUUUACAAUCAGGGUGCAGGCAGGACGUUUUCUUCAUCUCAAUCAUACUGAGUUACCGUUUAGACGAUGUGCAACUUAGACUCUGUAGCUGUAUUAGACAUUGCAUUCCAAAGUGAUGUGAAUUGUGCGUUCUCUGCAUGACAAAAUGGUAGAUUUUAGUCUUAUAAAUAAAACUUGUCUGAAAAAAUAUAUAUAAAAAAACCGAUAACAUGGCAGUAGCAAAAUGACAAAACUGCAUGCUCAGUAUUAGGACACCGUUUAUCGUUCCAUACUCCUGCAAGUUUGCAAUAGUGCCACUCUUUCUGUCUCGAUAUAUUUACUGACUGUGACCAUCUUGUUGUAAAAUAAUGCAAAAAGGAUCAAAAUGGUGAGAAUACAAUGAGAAAUAUGAGGACUCUGGGAGUUGUAUUGCAAAAAAAACAAAACAAAAAAAAACACACAAAAAUGACCUGUUUUCUAAAUGAUUAUGCAGUUCAGUGAUGAUGAUGAUGAUGAUUAUGUGCUGGAAGAUGAAGACUGGUUGUGUACUGUAACAUAGGUUUUGGUUGCUCUGAAAAACAAAAAAAUAAAAUAAACGUUUGCAAUGUAAAGCAAAGAUGCAUAUUUCUGAGAGACCUUACUUUUUUAAGAAGACUGUAUCUGUAAGUUUAUUCUCCCUGUGUGGUUUGUUAUUGGUAAAAUAAUGAUUAUACUCUGAAACAAAAAAUACAUGCAAAGGGUUUUUUUUUUUGUUGUUGCUUCUGUACUUUAGAGCUAUGCACACCAAAUCGCCAAAAUGUUGAGUAGUUAUAGUAAAAUGACUAAAUACCUAAACCCGAAUGACACAAUAGGUUAUACUGUGAGAUUGUUGUCCUCAAAGCAUGUAAUAAUAAAGACUCCCUCUCUGUAUCCUGUCAGUGUGUGAAGUGGUGGACAUUUUGUAGCUAGCUGAAUUGAUUAAAAUUAAUAAAUCCGA
Molecule: messenger RNA, 2220 nt
Organism: Thalassophryne amazonica
Lineage: Eukaryota; Metazoa; Chordata; Actinopteri; Batrachoidiformes; Batrachoididae
Gene: snap25a
Product: synaptosome associated protein 25a
Exons: 7
Coding region: 98-715 (205 amino acids)
Biological process (GO): synaptic vesicle fusion to presynaptic active zone membrane; exocytosis; synaptic vesicle priming
Cellular component (GO): synaptobrevin 2-SNAP-25-syntaxin-1a-complexin I complex; plasma membrane
Molecular function (GO): syntaxin-1 binding; SNAP receptor activity; voltage-gated potassium channel activity
Source: RefSeq, a predicted model, not a curated record